GACUACGAGGCCCACAAUGCCGCGCGCCGGCGGCCGGAAGGGCGGGCGGGAGCGCCUGAGUGGCAGCGGGAGGAGGAUGGAGGAGGCAGCGGCGGCGGCGGCUGGCGGGGUCGCGGGCGUGUGAGGUGUGCCUCCCCCCGUCGCCAUCGGCCAUGGCUCUGAUCGAGGGCGUGGGGGACGAAGUGACGGUCCUCUUUGGGGUGCUGUUGGUGCUGCUGGUGCUGGCCCUCGCCUGGUUCUCCACGCGCACGGUGGAGCGAGGGGACCCCCUCUUUGCUGCCUCCCCCCCUCUGGCCGCAGGGGGGCAGCCGCGGGAAGGAGGUCUCCUGGUGGAAGACAGGUCUGGGGCGCAGGUCUCGGGGGUCCGGCAGGUCAAGGAUGAAGGGGCGUCAUCUUCAGCUGCUGACUCGGACGCCGGGGGGCUCAGGCAUCGGACGGCCCCCAGCCCUGCCCAGGGACCCCGGCUGGCCCCUGGCGCAGAAGCCCCCCCAGCAGACAACACCAUCGUCCUGCGGCUGAAAUUCCUGAAUGACACAGAGCGCCUGGCUCGGGUCCACCCUGACGACACUGUCGGCACCUUGAAGAGGACCCACUUCCCGGGCCAGGAGCAGCUGGUGCGCCUCAUCUACCAGGGCCAGCUCCUCCGGGACGACUCUCAGACGCUCUCCGCCCUGCACCUCGCCCACAACAGCGUGGUGCACUGCCACAUCUCGCAGAACCGGCCACCGCCUGCGCCCGCCCACGGCAACGGCACCCAGGCGGACGCCGCCCAGGCGGCCCUCAACGUGGGCAGCCUGAUGGUGCCUCUCUUUGUGCUGAUGCUGGGCGCCCUCUGGUACUUCCAGCUCCAGUACCGCCACGUCUUCACGGCCACGGCCACCACCUGCCUGGCGGGCCUCACCCUCGUCUUCAGCUUCGUGGCCUUCGCCGUCUACCGCAGAUAGCGCCUGGAUGAGGCCCGGACUCUGUGCGCCAGCCUGCCAGGGGAGGGCAGGGCCCCCGGGCGGACAGAGACCUCGCAGGCUCCCCGACUGCUGCCUCGGAGCUGCCUGGAUGUGUCUUCCCUGCCUUUCGUCUUUGCGC
Molecule: messenger RNA, 1083 nt
Organism: Podarcis raffonei (Aeolian wall lizard)
Lineage: Eukaryota; Metazoa; Chordata; Lepidosauria; Squamata; Lacertidae
Gene: TMUB1
Product: transmembrane and ubiquitin like domain containing 1
Exons: 3
Coding region: 153-944 (263 amino acids)
Molecular function (GO): protein binding
Source: RefSeq, a predicted model, not a curated record